Molecule: messenger RNA, 3215 nt
Organism: Dermacentor albipictus
Lineage: Eukaryota; Metazoa; Arthropoda; Arachnida; Ixodida; Ixodidae
Gene: Rab5
Product: RAS oncogene family member Rab5
Cellular component (GO): endosome; Golgi apparatus
Molecular function (GO): GTPase activity; GTP binding
Source: RefSeq, a predicted model, not a curated record
GGGAGAGGAUAGGAAAAACGGCAUCGUCGAGAGAGCCAGCGGCGAAGUGGGCUCUAGUACGUGUAAACGAGAUUGCUCUAGGCCUAAGCGCGAAUAGGCCUAGCCUUUCCCGACGUCGACGGUGACAGUUUAUUUAUCUCGUCGCUAUCCGCGGAUCCGCGUUGACUGACGGCUGGUCGCGGUGCUCGGUGUGUCCGGGCUCGCCAUUGCUCACCAGAGCGCCCUGCGAGCGCCGCGCGUUCCUGACAAGCUGCAAAAUACGCCCACUCGCCUCAAGCAACCAACUAGUCGGCGCCAGGCCCUGAACAGGAGCAGUGAACUUCGACCGACGGGUUCCCUUUGCACAAGCGCUCCGAUGGCAGGACGCGGGGCAGCGGCGCAGAGGCCCAAUGGGGCUCCGCAGGGCAAGAUUUGCCAGUUUAAACUGGUGCUUUUAGGUGAGUCGGCAGUGGGAAAGUCAAGCCUGGUGCUGCGUUUUGUCAAAGGCCAGUUCCAUGAAUACCAGGAGUCCACCAUUGGAGCGGCAUUCCUGACGCAAACAGUGUGUCUGGAUGACACAACGGUGAAGUUUGAGAUCUGGGACACAGCAGGCCAGGAACGCUAUCACAGCCUGGCACCUAUGUACUACCGGGGUGCACAGGCAGCCAUAGUUGUCUACGACAUCACCAAUCAGGACACGUUUGGCCGAGCUAAGACUUGGGUCAAGGAACUGCAGCGUCAGGCCAGCCCCAGCAUUGUCAUCGCACUUGCUGGAAACAAGGCUGACUUGGCUUCAAAAAGGGCUGUGGAGCUUGAGGAGGCACAGGCUUACUCUGAAGAGAAUGGGCUUCUUUUCAUGGAGACGUCAGCCAAGACAGCAAUGAACGUCAACGAUAUCUUCUUGGCCAUUGCCAAGAAGCUUCCCAAGACGGAGCAAGGCACUUCGGCUGUUGGUGGUGGGGCCAGUGGCCAGGGUCGUCGAGGUGUGGACCUUAGCGAGCACCCGCAGCAAUCGGGUGGCUGCUGCAAGUGAUGCCCCUCCGACCAGGACCCUUUCCGAGCCCCGCCAUAUUGCCCAGGCCCCACCCACCGCCACGAGCAGACCUUGCUGCCCCCGAGCACUGUUCUGUGGCCGAGGAGGGAGGCGCCGCUGCUGCCGCCGACUGUGAUGACGUCGAGGAUGGAAAACAGAGGCGCCCCCUUUUGUAGCCCCCUCCAAUUACGUUUUUUUUCUCUAUCUGUACAUACGCAGUAUAUAUAUAUACAUAUAUGUAUACAGACGGGGUGUAUAGGUAUAUAUACUAACUGGAGGGAGUUGCUGCACUGGCACACAUCUGCGAGCGUGGACGAUGAAGUGUACGCAGGCACACACACCCAACUUAUUGUUUGAGGCGUGCAGCUCUGUUUUUCCUUUUUUGACCAUGAUCAGUUCCAUUGUGACACUCUGGAGGGAAGAGAUGGCCUGCUUCGUCAGGUAGGGGAAGCUGCAAAGUGUGACACAUUUUAUAGAUGAAUGCUCCCUGGUUUGUUGUGGGUCCUUUUUCUUUUUUAAUUUGUAUGUAUGCUUGUGUAUGGAUGUCUCGCUGAGUGGUUCAGCAGUGAUGUAGGGGAGCACCACUGUUAGCAUAGCAUGCCUGGUUGAACUGUGAAAGUGUGUGCAGAAUCUUUUGAUGUCACUCUUGGCAUGCCCUUUCUUUUCCUUCAUGAGCAUGCAGGUUAGCCAAGCUCGUGAAGUUGAGUGUGUGUGUGCAUUUGUCAUAGUCGUCCAGACGCUUGAGGCGGCGGCCUUUUGUGGGGCAGGCUUUACUAGGGUGGGGCACAUGGAGGAUGCUUCGCUGUAAAUGAGGAGAAUAGGGCAAGGACAGUGGGAAUGGGUUUUCUUGUUCACUUUAUUUCCUAUAGCUCGUUUCACGAGGACACGCAUGGACAUGGCAGUUUUUUUUUUUCGUUCUCUGGCCCUAAUCUCCUCUUGCUUUAGGAGCAUUAUAGUUCUUUUUAAACCUGGGAACAAACAUAAUGGAGCCUUGAAGGCCAUAGCUAUACGCUGCAAUUUUUGUUUUUGCAAUGUGCUUCAAAGAUUGUUCUUUGAACCUGAAUUGUGUAAGUGCAAAAGAAAAAAAAAAUGCCUGGUCAAACCAGCUGUGCAGUUUUCCCUGGUCACGUUUUUGACAUUACCACUGCAGAAAACUUAUAGAGAAAUACUGUUCUUCUGUAGGCGCAUUAUAUGUUUGUGAAAUGUAUGGCUUUGAAAGCCACUACGGAAGGGACAAGUGUUAUAUGCAGAGGUCAGCAAACAUUGUCUUCAAUCAAUGACAUUUGUCUCAAAGCAGGCCAUUCAAAAGGGAUCAGCAGUUAGCAGAGGGCUUCACAGUAGUUAAUGCUGUGCUCACUUUGCUGCACACUGUGUUGCUGAAAAGACAGCCGAUGCAUUCACGUCUUCUUGAGCACUAUGCUCUAGCUUCUCUCUCCGUAACCAGUGGGCGUGGACUUUCAGCCACUGCACCACUGACUUUUGUGGAGCUGCCAGUGCUUUGUACGUAAAAUCAGCUGAGCGAAUUGAAUGAGCAUCCCCUGGAUGUGGCUGCCAUUUUUGUUCCAAGGUUGUCAUUGUAAGCACUUGUGCAGUAAUGGACAAGUGAGUGUUUGUCUAAUUUGGACCUGCCUGUUCUUGGGGAAAAAAUGGCAGCUUCUCUGUUGCUUGUAGAUAGCUCUGUUUCAGCCUCGCCUGUUGGCUUUUUUUUGGUACAAGUGCAUACUUGUCGUGGUUGACAUUGUCUACUCAUCUUAUGGGAAUUUUCGUUUAUGGCCACUGCUGAAGCAUUGUAAGGCCCUAGGCUGGCCCGUGGCUAUAUACACAAUGCUUUUAUAAGCCUCAUUCCUCAGUCAAGGUGUUAGUCUGCGCAUUGUCAGACAGUAUGCCUUGCAGUAUUUCAUUUGCCCUCCUUUUCACUUAGAAAUGUAGGUAUAUUUGAAGGGAGUGCUUUGCCCGCACGCCUCUUGUUUGCCUUUGUUCCCUCAUGGCCAGGUGCAGUGGCAUAGCAAGCAGUUUUUAAGAAACCGUGCAAACAGCAAGUAAUCCAGGGAUGUGCCGUUGACCUGUCAGAAGGAAUAAGUUUAUUGUGUAGUUAUGUAUACUUUACGAGGCUCUUGCUGUGUUGUCUAUAUUAAUUAAUGUAUGAUGUUUAUGCUGUACAUAACGUUUGAUAUUAAAAAUUAAAAAAAAAUUUUGAAGUGCA